Messenger RNA from Nezara viridula (southern green stink bug), 270 nucleotides. The record is from the annotation of a GenBank genome assembly. NCBI's taxonomy places the organism in Eukaryota, Metazoa, Arthropoda, Insecta, Hemiptera, Pentatomidae.
AUGAAACGGCUGGUGGUGGCCCUUUGCCUUGUGGCGGCGUGCUCUGCUUUCGACAUCAGCGUGUUGGGCCUCUUCGAGCUCAAUGGUACUUCGCAGAGUGCGGAACUUGCCGCAGCACAGCUCGCUGUGCAGCACGUCAAUGGGGCCCGCGUACUCGGUCAGCACCGCCUCAAGCUUGUCGUCAACGAUACUAAGUCCUUAGAAGGUGAUCUUCACCCCCAUUCCUCCAAACUCCCCCUCCAGCAAGAGGCUUUACCACCUCUGGAGUAA